Molecule: messenger RNA, 1664 nt
Organism: Pocillopora damicornis (cauliflower coral)
Lineage: Eukaryota; Metazoa; Cnidaria; Anthozoa; Scleractinia; Pocilloporidae
Source: RefSeq, a predicted model, not a curated record
GGCGUUUCGGGAGAAGGGGAAGCUGUAGAAUUUGAAAAUGGUUUUCAAUGCAUUUUAGACCUUUUCGAGUUACAAAUUUAGAGAGUAUAAUUCCCUGCAGUAGUUCUUCGUAAGGAGGAUCGUGGUUCAUAUGGUUAAACAAUUGUACUUGACACGAUUGGUCUGUUUUUGCUCAACAACUCAAGGCGUCAAAACUUGAACGAGUCGCAGUCGUGAGGUGCUUUCUUGAAUUACGCAGCGUGGCGAAAUUGAUGAUAACAACUCCGCUUCUGUUUGAGUACAAGGUCGACGCUGUUCAAAAGGACUUACCUUUAUGAAACAAUAAUAACUUUAUUUCGAAGAGGAGAGGAAAAAAACAACGAGUCCGAAAAGCAACUUUUGGUAGUUUUUCUUUGUUUACAAAUAUUACGUUGUACGGAAUGUUAGAACUUUAGACUCGUGAGGACACAAAACUAUAUUCUGGAUUGGAUGAUCUCAGUUUAGGGUGAAUCAUUGUACGAGGAAGAAAUGUCGACACGGAAAUAUUGCACGAGCCAAGACCAGGGACUAUCGCGACAAAGUACGAAGACGUACAAGGCAGUUCGACAAAAAUCAAACGCUGAGCUUAGUGAGAAACUUCGCCGCUUAGACAAGGAACACUACACGACUAUCUCGAAACUCUUGAAUGAGAGGUACACUUGGAGAACGAUUCAUUACAAUUUACAACGUUCUGGAGAAGAAUCUUCUUCAGAUAGCGAUGGUGACAGCGGACCCGAAGACGUUCCACAUUGUACUUUCACUGCCGAGGAGGAAUGCCAAACUGUAGAGAAAAAGGUUCAGGGUGCGCUCAUGGACAACGCUAAGAGACAAAAUUUUCUUCAGUUACCGAGCAUAAUUGAGGAAUCAACGGCGAUUUCGAAACAAAGAUCUCCGAAAUUAGGUCGGAGUCCUCUUCCACCGCUGUCAGAACGUGGCUUCCCGACUCGUGUUCGACGAAACGCCGAGAGUAACCACGAAAGGCCGACAUUAACACGGCAGCGUCAACGAAGCACGACCCUUCCCGUGGGUCAUAUGUCUGGGGACAGACAAAGAAAGACGGACUUGAAGAAAAUGACGAAACAUGACAAGUUAUUUCAUGGCGAAGGAAAACGAGUGGGUGACGAUAAGUCCAGUCUGAGCAGAACUCAAGACGAUAAUGAAGUGAAGAACACGACUUUGUCGUGGGAGGAUCAGAUGCAUGGCUGUCGGUAUUUAAGAUCGCACAAGAGGAACUCGACAUCUGACAUUCUAGACUUGAAGGAAAUAUUUGACGUAACCUCUGAUAGAUCAACGAGUAAGAAUGAUUAGCGUUAAUUUAUACUGAGCGGAAGGAAGCGUGCGAAAAGACCGUUUAUUGGCCAUACAGACCGCAAUCUAAAACCAAGGAUAAAUUGCCCUUGGAGGGAGUUAAUCAAAGUACAGAGAAUCUUUCAGCUCUACUAUCUUAAUUUCCAACAAGUGCCUAAACAAACAUCAGCUAAGCAAGUUAAGGAAAGAUUAUAUUGUUACUAUCGGUUGACUUUGUUUGCCGCUGAGUGCCUGCUUAGAGACUACAGAGUAUACCAUAGCGCAUGUUAAACCAUCUAAUAAGUGUUAUAAUGAGAUCAUGAUCUCUUGGCUUGAGAUUAUUAUCUCUUGUCUCCUGG